UCCCCGGGCCGGUGCGCCCCGAGCCGUGGGCCCGGGGCUGGGCCAGUACCGCUCUUCCCAGCUGGUUUUCCGAAGCGGGCGGGGAAGGACAGGGAGGCCAGGACCCUCCUCCGCGCCUUUGAACUAGUCGUGAGCCCCUGGGACGCGGUGUCCGCCAGGGUCCCGCCGGGUCUCCGCGGCCCCAGCGGUGGCAUCGGGCUCUGGGUGCCCUUGAUCCCGGGGAGACUGAAGUGCCACCUCGCCCCGGGCAAGGCGACGCGGUGCUAGGCUGAGCCCGCGAUACCCGCCUCGGUCGCCCGCCUCUUAGGGCCCCUGCGUCCACGGGCUGCGAUGGCGGCGGCAGCGCUGAUGGACCCGGCGAAGGACUGUGUGACCUUUGAGGACGUGACCAUUUACUUCUCCCAGGAGGAGUGGGGACUCCUUGAUGAGGCUCAGAGACUCCUGUACUGCGAUGUGAUGCUGGAGAACUUUGCACUGAUAGCCUCACUGGGACUUACAUCUUUCAGGUCUCAUGUAGUUGCCCAGCUGGAGAUGGGGGCAGAGCCCUGGGUGCCUGACCGAGUGGACAUGACGUCAGCCAUGGCAAGAGGGGCAUAUAGAGGGCCUGGCUCAGAUUUUUGCCAUGGAACAGAGGGUGAGGAGUCACCUGCUGAGCUUAGUGUUUCUGUAGAAGUGUCACAGGACAUGAAUCCCAAGGUGGUUCCAUCCACCCAGAAAGGCUACCCCUGUGACCUGUGUGGCCUACACCUGAAAGACAUUGUGCACCCAGCUGAACACCAGGCAACACAUCCCUGGCAGAAACCACAUGUGUGUGAGGCAUACAGGAGAGAGUUCAAGUUCAAUGCCAACCUUCACCAACCACAGAUGCAGCAGAACGUGGACAAGCCUAUCGCAAGGAACGAAAGCAGCGCCUCGCUUGUGAAGAGCUGCAGAGAUGACACAUCAAAGAAACCUUUCACACUGAGGGAGAGUGGGAAGGCCUUUGUGUCCAGAUGUGGUUUUCUCCAGCACCAGGUCACUCCCCGUGUAGUGGAGCCACACCACAGCUCCGAAGGCGUGGUGGAUUUUCCCACUAUGCAAUGCCGUAAGAAGCGCAGUGAAUUUCAGAACGCUCUCAGUGACAAAUCCUCACUUGUUCAGCAGAGGACCCACACUGGAGAAAGGCCUUAUGAGUGCAGCAAAUGUGGGAUAUUCUUCAGCUACGCCGCUGGCCUCUUUCAACACCAGAGAGAUCACAAUCGAGGAAAGCCUUAUGAGUGUGGUGAAUGUGGGACAUUCUUUAGCCAGCAGUCCAGUCUCAUCAAACAUCAGAGAGUUCACACUGGUGAAAGCCCUCAUGUGUGCAGCGAAUGCGGGAAAUUCUUUAGCCGAAGCUCCAAUCUUAUUCAACAUAAGAGGGUACACACUGGAGAAAAGCCUUAUGAGUGCAGUGAAUGUGGGAAAUUCUUUAGCCAACGUUCCAAUCUCAUUCAUCAUAAGAGGGUUCAUACAGGUAAAAGUGCUCAUGAGUGCAGCGAGUGUGGGAAAUCCUUCAACUGCAACUCCAGCCUUAUUAAACACUGGAGAGUUCACACUGGAGAAAAACCUUAUAAGUGCAAUGAAUGUGGGAAAUUCUUUAGCCACUUUGAUGGACUUGUUCAACAUCAGAUAGUUCACACUGGUGAACGACCCUAUGGGUGCAGCGUUUGUGGGAAAGCCUUCAGCCGAAGCUCCGACCUCAUGAAACAUCAGCGAGUUCACACUGGUGAACGGCCUUAUGAGUGCAGUGAAUGUGGGAAACUGUUUAGCCAAAGCUCCAGCCUCAAUAGCCAUCGGAGACUUCACACUGGUGAACGGCCUUAUCAGUGCCCUGAAUGCGGGAAAUUCUUUAGCCAACGCUCCAGCUUCAAUAACCAUCGGAGACUUCACACUGGUGAGCGGCCUUAUGAGUGCCUUGAAUGUGGGAAAACCUUCAGACAAAGUUCUAAUCUGAGGCAGCACCAGAAAGUUCACAAACCAGAUAAGCCAUAUAAGUGCAAUGAAUGUGAAAAGGCUUUCAGCCAAAGGUCUACCCUCAUCCGGCAUCAGAAAAUUCACACCAGAGAAAGGAGUUCAGAGAAUGUGCACCCUCCUUCUUCUGCACGACAGCACCCACUAGAGAUUAACUCUGAGAGUGGUCUUUAUGAGGGAGCUGUCAGCCAGAAGUUGAACCUUGUUCAUCCAAAUAUCUAUGCUGGAGAGAUUCCCAAUGGAUGCUAGAUAUAUUGGAAGCUUUCUGGAGCAGGGUUGCAUUUUCUGACCACAAACUUUGCCAGAGUUUUUCUCACUGCUAAUGUCUGUGGUAGAAGUCGUCUCAGUUCUACCCACUGGCAGGUCUCCAGAGUGUGCAUCAGCCACUUUCCUGUGCUCACAAAAGACAGGCCUCUGUUUGCUCUUUCCAGGAGGGAAUCAUGAGUAGCCUGAGGCCAUGGGAAGAUGUCAUUCCCUCCCCCUGUGACUGGUUUAGCUGUGGACAUGACCCAUCUUUGGCCAUGAAGACCUGAGCUGGGUUCUACUGGCAGCUUGCAGAGGUUUCCCUUUUUCAAGGACAUUUGUUUAUCUUGUAUGAUGCUCAUGAUGGAUUCAUCCAGCUUCCACCUUACCCAUCUUAACAACUAUUUACUUUACAUUGCUCUGGUUUGGGUGAUAAGAGCCUUAUUGAUAAAGCCACCUUUAAUCUUCCGUGUUCUGAUAACUGUGGAUUGGGUUGAGAACAGAAUUAAGGUCUACCAAACCAAAGGGGUCUCCAAAUUUAUUGCCUCAGGGAAGAGCAGGAUGGCAGAGCGCAGUUUUCAGUCCAGAUUUGGCCUCGUUUGUGUUGCUACCCAAGGCAUCCUAGGGAAGCUUGUAGGGCUUUGUGGGCCUAAUGUUGUGGUCUGAAUGGCAUGAAUUUUUGUGAAUCAGCGAUUACUCUGAGGAAGGGGAGGUUGUGCAACCUCCAGUGCAUCUGGAAGCAGCCUGAGUUGGGCCCCUUGUUUACUGGGGAUGCCUCCUAUUCCUUAGCACUGUUGAGUAGACACUGUUUACCUGGCCCCUGCCAAGGAGUUAUAUGCCCUUGAUGUCUAAUGUUCCAGUAUAUGUCACCUACUGUAAGACUUACUGGGUCCAGUUGGCAAACAAGAGGGAAUGUACCUGUUCUAAAAGUGCAUCCACAAAUGUUCCCUUAAAUGUGACUGUGCAGGAUUCAGGAUUUGCAGAAGUUCUCAGGACCUCCAGACCUCUGUCCUUAUGACUAAGGUCACCGGCAGAGCAAAUUAUCUAAAGGUUUUGUGGAAUACUGCAGGCUCUCUGCAUUAUUCAUGUCAAAGCCAUUGCUGGGUUGGCAGGAAAAUGGGGACUAAGAGAAGGUAGAUCCUGUACGCCAGGGAUGAGGCAUUUGUGACAUAGCCAGCCAUCUCUGCUGCCAACACUUGAGGAGAGAGGUAGUAGAAUCAAUAUGGGGUUGCCAAAUCUUCUAGUUUUCGAAAAUGAGUAGGAGAUCAGAUUUUUAUGUGCAACAAUUUCUUUUAAUGCUUUGUUGAGAUAUAAUUUUCAUGGAAUAAUUGGCUGUAUGUAUUUAAUGUGUACACUUUGAUAAGUUUUAAAAUGUGUAUACACUCAGGGAACCAACACCACAAUUAUGAUAAUGAACUUAUCUAUCACCCACAAAGCUACCUCAUGCCCCUUUACUAUCCCUCCUUGCCUUCCCCAGGGAACCAUUACCUACAUCCCAAGGAAACCAUUGAUUUACCUUUUUUUCCACUAUAGAUUUGUUUGCCUUUCCUAGAAUUUUAUACGAUUGGAAUCAUAAAGUAUUUGUACUCUAUUUUUGGUCUGUUUUCUUUCAUAUAGCAUAAUCAUCUUGAGAAUCAUCCAUUCUGUGUGUAUGAGUAGUUCAUUCCUUUUACUGCUGAGUAGUGCUCUGUUGAAUGAAUACCACAGUUUUUAUGCUUUUUUUUUAAAUUAAAAAAUAUCUCAUAAAAUACACAACAUAAAAUUUACUGUCUUAACCAUUGUUAGGUGCACGGUUCAGCGGUAUUAAGUACAGUCAUAUUGUGCAACUAUCACCAUUAUUCAUCUCCAGAGUUCUUUACAUUUUGCAAAACUGAAACUAUACCCAUUAAACAAUAACUCCCUAUUUCCCCCUUCCCCAAGCCCCUGAAAACCAAUAUUCUAUGCUCUGUAAUGGAAUUUGACUACUCUAGUUAUCGCAUAUAAAUGGAGCUAUAUAUUGUCUUUUUGUGACUGGCUUAUUUCACUUAGCAUAAUGUCCUUAAGUUUCAUCCAUGUUAUAACAUGUGUCAGAAUUACAUUACUUUUUAAGCUGAAUAAUAUGCCAUUGUAUGUAUAUGUCAUAUUUUGCUUAUUCAUUCAUCCCUCAAUGGAUACUUGAUUUAUUUCCACCUUUUGGUUAUUGUAACUAAUGCUGCUGUGAACUUGGGUGUACGAAUCUCUCUUUGAAACCCUGCUUUCUAUUCUUUUGGGUAUAUACCUGAAAGUGGAAUUACUGGAUCAUAUAGUAAUUAUAUUUUAUUUUUUGAGGAAAAAAAAUUGUGUUGUGUUUCCCACAGUGGCUAUACCAUUUUACAUUUUCAGCAAGUGUUCUACUUUUUCUACAUCGUCACUAACACUUGUUUUUUCUGUUUUUUGUUUGUUUGUUUUGGAUAGUAUCUAUCUUGAUGAGUAUGAAGUGGUAUCUUGUUUUGAUUUGUAUUUCUGUAAUGAUUCAUGAUGAUAACUAUUGUUUCAUGUGCUUACUAGUCAUUUGUAUAUCUUCUUUAGGAAAAUGUCUAUUCAGGUCCUUUCUCCAUUUUUGAAUUGGAUUGUUUGUGUUUUGAUGUUGCUGAGUUUUAGAAAUUCUAUAUACUGGAUAUUAAUCUCUUAUUAGGUUUGUGAUUUGCAGAUAAUUUCUCCCAUUCUGUGGGUUGCCUUUUUACUAUGUUGAUAGUGUGUCCUUUGAUACACAAAAGUUUGAAAUUUUCAUGAGGUCCAAGUUGUCUUUUUUCUUUUGUUGCCUGUGCCUUUGGUAUCAUAUCCAGAAAAUCAUUGCCAAAUCCAAGUUAUGAAAUUUUCCAAUGUUUUCUUCUAAGAGUUUUAUAGUUUUGGGUCUUACAUUCAGGUCUUUGAUCUAUUUUGAGUUAAUUUUUGUGAAAGGUAAGGGUCCAGCUUCAUUCUUUUGCAGGUGGAUAUUCAGUUUUCCCAUUGAUUGAUUUUGUCAAAAAUUAUUUGACCGUAUAUGGGAGGGUUUCUUUCUGGACUCUAUUCUAUUCCAUUUAUCUAUACUUUUUUCUUUAUGUCAAUACCUCACUAUUUACAUUAAUGUGGCUUUGUAGUAAGUUUUGAAAUUGGAAAAUGUGAGUCCUGCAAUAUUGAUCUUCUUUAUCAAGAUUGUUUUAGCUAUUCAGGGUCCCUUGAGAAUCCAUAUGAAUUUUAGCAUAGAUUUUUGUUUCUGCAAAAAAAAAAAUUACUUGGAUUUUGGUAGGGAUUGCAUGAAAUCUUUAGAUUGCUUUGGGUAGAAUCGACAUCUUAACAACAUUCAGUCAUCUAAUCUAUGAAUGUGGGAUAUGUUUCCAUUUAUUUGUCUUCUUUAAUUUUUUUUCAGUAAUGUUUUAUGGUUUUAAAAUAAAGUUUUUACCUCCUUGGUUAAGUUACUUCUUAAGUGUUUUACUCUUAUUGAUGCUGUUGUAAAAGGAAUCGUUUUCAUAAUUUUCUACUCAGAUUGUUCAUUGUUCGUAUAUAGAAAUGCAACUGAUUUUUCUGUGUUGGUUUUGUAUCCUACUUUGUUGAAUUAAUUUAUUAGUUCUAAUAGUAAUUUUGUGGAGUCUUGAGGGUUUUUUAGAUUUAAGAUUAUUUCAUCUGUGAACAAAGAUAAUUUUACUUAUUCUUCUCCAAUUUGGAUGCCUUUUAUUUCUUUUUCUUGCCUAAUUGCUCUGGCUAGAACUUCCAGUACUAUGUGGAAUAGAAAUGGUGAGAGUGGGCAUUCUUUCCUUACUCCUGAUUGAAAAGCUGUUAGUUCUUCACCAUUGAAUAUGAUAUUAGCUGUGGGUUUUUUAUACAUGGCUUUUAUUAUGUUGAGGUAGUUUCCUUCUAUUCCUAAUCUGUUGAGUGUUUUUAUUGUGAAAGAGUGUUGAAUUUUGUCAAAUGCUUUUUCUGCAGCAAUUGAGAUGAUCAAGUUGUUUUCUCCCUUUAUCCUGUUAAUGUGGUGUUAGAUGAUUUUCAUAUGUUGAAUGAUCCUUGCAUUCCAGGAAUAAAUCCCACUUGAACAUGGUGUUUAAUCCUUUUAGUAUGCUGCUGAAUUCUGUCUGCUAGUAUUUUGCUAAGGAUAUCUGCAACAGUAUUCAUAAGGGAUAUAGGUCUAUACUUUUCUUGUAGUAUCUUUUUCUGGCAUUGAUAUCAAGGGAAAUGAAUUAAUGUGUUAUCCUUUAAGUUUUUGGAAAAUUUUUGACAAGGAUUAAUGUUAAUUCUUCCUUAAAUGUUUGGUAAAAUUCACCAAUAAAGCUUUCAGGUCCAUAGCUUUGUUGUUGGGAGGUUUUUGAUCACUCAUUCAAAUGAAUGAAUUCAUUGAAUCCUCUCAUUCAUUUUGCUUAGUAGUUACAGUUUUAUUCAGAUAUUCUCUUUCUUCAUGGCUCUGUCCUGAUAGAUUUUUUGUUUCCAGGAAUUUGUCUAUUUCAUCUAAGUUAUCCACUUUUUUUCAUACACUUGUUCAUAGUACUUUUGUAAUCCUUUUUAUUUCUGUAGAAUCAGUUGUAAUGUUUGUACUUCUAUUUUUGUUUUUAGUAAUUUAUGCCUUUUUUAGUCAUUCUAGCUAAAGGUUUGUCAAUUUUGUUAAUCUUUUUUGAAGAACCAUCUUCUGGACUCGUUGACUUUUCUCUAUUGUUUUUCUAGGUGUGCUGUGCGUUUUGUUUUCUUUCAUCUCUGAUUAUUUUCUAACAUUCUCUGUGAUUUCUUCUUUGUUCCAUUGAUUGUUUAAGGGUAUGUUGUUUAAUUUCCACAAAUUUGUGAAUUUUUCAGUUUACCUUUUAUUAUCAAUUUCUAUCUUCAUCUGGUUGAGGUUGGAGAAGAUACUUUGUGUAAUAUCUAUCUUUUAAAAUCAAUUAAGCCUUAAUUUGUGGCAUAACAUGGUCUAUUAUGGAGAUGUCCCAUGCACACUUGAGAAGAAUGUGUUUUCUUCUGUUGUCAAGUACAGUAUUACAUACAUUUCUAUUAGAUCUAAUUGAUUUAUUGUGUUGUCAAGUCUUCUGUUUCCUUAUUGAUUUUUUUUGUCUGGUUGUUCAAUACAUUAUUGAGAGUAGAGUAUUAAAGUCUCCAACUAUUACUGUAGAACUGUCUAUUUACUCUUUUAAUUUAACUGUCAGUUUUUGCUUCAUAUAAUUUCUUGGUCUGUUAUUAGGUGCAUAAAUGUUUAUAAUUGUUAUAUCUUCUUGCUGCGUAGAACCUUUUAUUGCUAUAUGAAAUAUCUUUUGGCUCUUGUAACUUUUCUUUUUUAAAUAAAGUCUAUCUUGUCUGCUAUUAGUAUAGCCAACCUCACUUUCUUUAGUUAUUUGCAUGGAAUAUGUUUUUCCAUCCUUUCACUCUCAACCUACUUGUGUCUUUGGAUCUAAAGUUAGUCUCUGUAGUCAGCAUAUAGUUGGGUCAUUUUUAUUUUUUUAAUUAAUUUAUUUAUUUUUGGCUGUGUUGGGUCUUUGUUGCUGUGCACAGGGUUCCUCUAGUUGCGGUGAGUGGGGGCUACUCUUCAUUGUGUUGCACGGGCUUCUCAUUGCAGUGGCUUCUCUUGUCACCAAGCAUGGGCUCUAGGUGCGUGCACUUCAGUAGUUGUGGGUCACAGGCUCAGUAGUUGUGGCUCACGGGCUCUAGAGCUAAGGCUCUGUAGUUGUGGUGUACGGGCUUAGUUGCUCUGCCUCAUGUGGGAUCUUCCCGGACCAGGGCUUGAACCCGUGUCCCCUGCAUUGGCAGGCAGAUUCUUAACCACUGCACCACCAGUAAAGCCCUAGUUGGGUCAUUUUUUAAAAAUCCAUUCUGUCAAUCUCUGUCUUUGAUUGUAGAGUUUAAUCCAUUUACAUUUAAAAUAAUUACUGAUAAGAAAGGAUUUACUUCUGUCAUUUGCUAUUUGUUUUCUAUAUGCCUUAUAGCUUUUUUUUUGUCCCCUAUUUCCUGUAUUACUGUCUUCUUAUGUUUUUGAUUUUUUAACGUGAAUAUUUUAAUUCCCUUCCCAUUUCCUUUUGUGUAUAUUCUAUAGCUAUCUUCUUUGUAGUUAUCAUGUGGUUACCAUCCUAAAAUUAUAACACUAUAAUUUGAAUUUAUACCAGCCUAACUUCAAUAACAUACAAAAACUCUGCUCCUAUACAGUUCCAUCUCCAACCCUUUCAGUUAUCGAUGUCACAAAAUUACAUCUUUAUAUACUGUAUAUCCAAAAACAAAGAAUAAUUGUUUUUUAAUGCAUUAGUUUCUCAAAUAAUGUAGAAAUGAAAAAAUGGAGUUAUAAAGUUACAAUAAUAGUAGUUUUAAAAAAUGCCCAACGUAUGUACCUUUACCAGAGAUCUUUAUCCCUUCAUACAGCUUUGAGUUAGUCUAAUGUCCUUUGAUUUCAACGUGAAGGACUCCUUUCAGCAUUUCUUGCUGGGCAGGUCUGGUGGUAACAAACUCCCUUAGAUUUUGUUUAUCUGGGAAUUUCUUAAUUCUUCCCUCCCAUUUGAAAGACAAUUUUGCCAGAUAUAGGAUUCUUGUUUAACAGAUUUUUUCCUUCAGCACUUUGAACAUAACGUACCCAUUGCCUUCUGGCUUCCAAGGCUUCUGGUGAAAAAUCUGUGGGUAAUUUUAUCGAGUAUCUUUUGAAUGUGCCAAGUCACUGCUCCCUCAUUUCUUUAAAGAUUUUUUUUCUCUGUUUUUUGACAGUUUGAUUGUGAUGUGCUUUGAUUUGGGUCUCUGAGUUCAUUCUUGGAGUUCAUUGAGCCUCUGGGAUGUUUAUAUUCAUAUCUUUCAUCAAAUUUGGGAAGUCUUGAGUCAUCAAUUCUUCAAGCUAUCUCUCUUCCCCUUUCUUCUUCUUCUGGCACUCUUUGGUGAUAUUUCCAUUUUUCAUUUCCAUUUCCAUGUCUUUAGUUCUUUGAUUAUCUACAAGACAGUUGUUUUAAAGUCUUUGUCUAGUAGAUCUGCCAUCAGGUCUUUUUAAGAGACAGUUUCUGGUGAUUUCUUUUUUUCCCCCUUGAAUGGGCUGUGCUUUCCUGUUUCUUUGUAUGGCUUGUAAUUUUUUGUUGAACACUAGACAUUUGAAUCUAAUAAUUUGGUAACUUUGGAAAUCAGAUUCUUCACCUUCCCCAAGGUUUGCCUUUUUUUUAAAUUUAUGUUUUUAUACAGCAGGUUCUUAUUAGUCAUCAAUUUUAUACACAUCAGUGUAUACAAGUCAAGCCCAAUAGCCCAAUUCAUCACACCACCACACCCACCCCAUCCCCCCCAGCUGCUUUCCCCCCGUUUGUUCUCUACAUCUGUGUCUCAAUUGCUGCCCUGCAAGGUUUGCCAUUUUUAUUUAAAAUUUUUUUUUAAUUGUUGUAGGCUGUCUCUGCUGGUGAUCAACCUGAGGUGUAAACUUAAGGUCUUCUCAGGUCUUUUCUGAGCUUGUGCCUUUACAUGUGUCAUGACUUUCUAAAUUCCCCUGUAUAUGUGAUUGCUUUGAAAUGUCUUAGCCCUAAAAAUCUGGCUUCCAAAAGGAGAAAAGAGAAAAAUGAAGGGGGGAAUAUGUGCUGGUGCAAAUCCCCUGGAAGUUGCUUCAACUGGAGAGGGAGGGGCUUUCAACAAUGCAAUGACGUUUACACAAAUGGUUGCGCACUUCUGUGUCUUCACCUCUGCAGUCAGAAGCAGCAAUAGAUCAGAGCACAAGUCCUCAAUAUUUAAAGAGCAGGGUUUCACCCAUGUUCCCAUCAACUGCGUGCAAGCUGCUCCAGGGACACAUGCAGAACUGCCAGCCAUGGGGCAAGUGUGUGGGGGAUGGGUAGCUGUUACAGUGCUAUGGGCUGAAAUUGACCAAACUGCAAUUUAGUGUCUUCAGCUUUCGUCUGGAAGUUGUAAGCCUUUGAACAGACCCCAGAGCUCCAAAAUAGGUAUGUGAGAUACAUUUUGUCAAUACAAUUGUCUAGUUGGGGAGACAAGUUCCUGAUGCUUCCUGCUCUACCAUCCUCCCAGAUUCCUUAAUCAAAUGCACCGCAAUUUUUAAACACUUUCUUCUGUUAAAUGACAUACAGGUUUUUGGCUAUUACAAAUCAAGCUACUAUGACCAUGAAUGUACAGGUCUUCAUAUGGGCCUAUGCUUUUAUUUCUCUUGUGUUAAUAUGUAGGAGUGCAAUGCCUUUGUCACAGGGCAGGUGAAUAUUUAAAAAUUUUGCAGACUGCCAAAUUGUGUUCUAAAGUGACUAUACCAUAUGUGUUUCACCCAGCACUGAAUAAAGAGUUCCAAUUCUUCCACAUGUUCACCAGCAACUGCUAUAAUCAGUGUUUUUAAUGUUUGCUAUUCUAAUAGGCAUGUAGUAGUAGAAUCUCAUUGUGGUUUUUACCUUGAAUUUCUGUAAUGACUCAUAAUUUUGAGCAUUUUUUAUGUGUUUAUUUGCCACCCAUGUAUCUUCUUUGGUGAAAUGUCCAUUCAUAUCUUUUGCCUAUUGUUAAAAUGAACAUUGGUUGAUAUUUCUAUUUUCAUUAACAGGAAUACAUUGAAACUGCAAAGAAAUUUGUUGGAAUGUCAGUCAUUUAUCAGUGACGUCAGUAAUUUAUUUGCUUAAUGGGGUAAAAUUUUUUGAGUACUGAAAGAAUAUUUCCUUGCAAUUCUGUGCUGUACCCAACAGACAAAAUACACCUUUAAGUUUAAUCUGAAUUAUUAACAUACUCUCUACUUUCUUAAAUCUUCACAUGAAACAAUAAAUCAAGCUCUGAGUUGUAGUGUUUACCACACAGUCAGUUUCAAGCUACAACAUGAUGUCUGUGAAUGUGAAAUUAGGGCAAGGUGUGUAGUAGCACAGCAUCAUAUUCUGUUUCUACCAUACGGGGAUACAUUAAAUAUAAAUACUUAAAGCAUGGAUAAUAGUAAAACGUAGUAAAAUAAUGAAUGAUGAGUUUUAAGUAUCUCUUAGCUUAAAAAAUCCAGCCUUACUCAAGUCUAAACUAUACAUAUUUAACAUGUAAAAUUUGAUACAUGUUUCUACCUAUGAAAUUAAAGGUUUUUCUUGAGCCCUUUGUAAUCUCCCUCUGUACUCAUCCAUCUGCUGGAAACCACUGAUCUGCUGUCUGUCACUACAUAUUUGUUUACAUUUUUUUCAGAAAAAUUACAUUAAUCAGGGAGCAGUUUAGGUAGGCAGUUAGAGU
This is a messenger RNA of Globicephala melas (long-finned pilot whale), 11340 nucleotides long. RefSeq names its product zinc finger protein 792 (gene ZNF792). NCBI's taxonomy places the organism in Eukaryota, Metazoa, Chordata, Mammalia, Artiodactyla, Delphinidae. Gene Ontology annotation, biological process: regulation of transcription by RNA polymerase II. Gene Ontology annotation, molecular function: DNA-binding transcription factor activity, RNA polymerase II-specific; RNA polymerase II cis-regulatory region sequence-specific DNA binding. The record is from RefSeq and is a predicted model, not a curated record.